Molecule: messenger RNA, 1947 nt
Organism: Scleropages formosus (Asian bonytongue)
Lineage: Eukaryota; Metazoa; Chordata; Actinopteri; Osteoglossiformes; Osteoglossidae
Gene: fgl2a
Product: fibrinogen-like 2a
Exons: 2
Coding region: 22-1353 (443 amino acids)
Source: RefSeq, a predicted model, not a curated record
CGUGCCUCUGGUGUGGACAGGAUGAGGUUGGGCUUCCUGUCGGUCUGCAGCGUGCUGCUGCCGGCUGCGCUCCUCUCGGGAUCCGCAGGGCUCGUGGAACAGGGGGGCGGCGGCUGCCUUGCCGCACUCCGUCCUGGGGGGCCCUGCCUCGGCGAGAACGGGGACGAGUGCCCUUACCGGGUCACCCUGCCACCCCUCACCAUCCAGCUGCCCAAGCAAUUUAGGAUGAUGGAAAAGACGGCCCAGGAGCUACAGAGCCUGAGGGCCACGGUGAACCAGCUAAAGAGGUCCUGCCUGGCGUGCCGACCGCAAGCCGACCGCGGCCUGCAGAGCGACAGCGCCGAGGGGCCCGCGCCGGACCUGGGGCAGGAGGGAAAGGGCGGGAAGGGGAUGGAGGAGGAGGGGAGCGAGGCCGAUGGGGACAAGGAGAGGCAGGCCGUAGAUCUGCAUGAGAUGCAGGUGAAGAUGAAGAGGAUGUCGAACAGCCUGAGGAACGCCCGCAACCAGAUCAGCUCGCUGCAAGCGCAGCUGGAGGAGAUGAACCUCCUCAGCAGGGAGAACGUGGAGACCAUGGUGGAAAAAAAGGUUCAGGACCAGUGCUCCAAGCAGUGCUCCAGGGAGUGCCCCGUCGAGGGGUCGGUACAGUUCAUGAUUGCGCCGAGAGACUGUUCCGACUACAACGCGCUGCAGGACAGGAGGAACGGGGUGUACAGGGUGUCCCCGGAGAUCAGGAACGGCACAUUUGAGGUGUACUGCGACAUGGAGUCCUACGGCGGCGGCUGGACCGUGCUGCAGCAGCGGCUCAACGGCAGCGUCAGCUUCAACCGCACGUGGGAUGACUACAAGCGGGGCUUCGGGGACCUUCGCUCCGAUUUCUGGCUGGGCAACGACCACAUCCACCUGCUGACCAAAGCCAAAGACAUGGUCCUGCGCAUUGAGCUGGAGGACUUUAACGGGGUGCGGGAGUACGCCAAGUACGAGCGGUUCUACGUGGCCAACGAGCUCCUCCGUUACAAGCUGUCGGUGAGCGGUUACUCCGGCACUGCUGGGGACGCCUUGCGUUUCAACAAGCAUUACAACCACGACCAGAAGUUCUUCACCACACCCGACAAGGACAACGACAUGUACCCGUCGGGUAACUGCGGCGCCUACUACAGCUCUGGCUGGUGGUUUGACGCUUGCAUGUCUGCCAAUCUCAACGGAAAGUACUACCACAAGAGGUACAAGGGCGUGCGCAACGGGAUCUUCUGGGGAACGUGGCACAACGUGUCCAGCGAAUACUACCCGAACAACUACAGGCAAGCAUUUAAGGCGGUCAAAAUGAUGAUUCGGCCCAAAAAUUACGCACCGUAAAGUGUCAACGUUUGCCUUGCGGAAAUAAUAAAAAAAAAAAAAAAAAAAAAAAAACCCUCCGAUGUUUUUGAGGAUAACAAAUAUUAGGUGAUAUUUUUCUGCGUGUCUCCGGCCAAAUGUGAAGAGCAUGUCCUUCCGGCGGCAGAGAUAUACUCUAAAGGUGCAAUUUAUUCAUUAAGAAUUUAAGCGUUAUUAUCCGUUUUAUUUUCGCUUAUUUGUACUUCUCCGUUACAAAUAUCCAUAGUGUUUCAACCUAAAAUGGUCUCAACGGUAGUGUACUUGAUAACAUUCCAUUGUGGUAAACUGCCGCAUGGUACAAUAAAAAAAUAUUGGCAAACGGAAAAAAUCAAGUAUUUAUUUUUGAAAAUAAAGGAAUACUACAAAAUGCGAUAAGGAAAAAGAAUUUCUUUCAGGUCGUUUCAUCCAGAAACCUCAAAAAUGCCUAAUGUGAUCUGCAUUCCUGAUUGGUGCAAGACGUGCAUAGUUUUAUGCUGUUUCUUCACUCAUAUGUUUAUACUUGAGCUUUUGUAUGAUCUUCAGUAAUGAUAAGCCUUUGUUAAAAAGCAAUAAAGUUUUUUUUUCCAUCUUGUGUUA